Messenger RNA from Cordyceps militaris CM01, 1614 nucleotides. RefSeq names its product transporter protein smf2. The coding region runs from base 1 to 1614 and encodes 537 amino acids. The record is from RefSeq and is a predicted model, not a curated record. Gene Ontology annotation, molecular function: manganese ion transmembrane transporter activity; cadmium ion transmembrane transporter activity. The transcript is spliced from 2 exons. Gene Ontology annotation, biological process: iron ion transport; intracellular manganese ion homeostasis. Lineage: Eukaryota; Fungi; Ascomycota; Sordariomycetes; Hypocreales; Cordycipitaceae. Gene Ontology annotation, cellular component: membrane.
AUGGCCAAGGACGCCACUGUCGGUGUCGCCGUUGCGCGCACCGCCUCCAUCGCGUCAGCUCAACAGUCUACCGCCGCAACCAGCUCGGCCACCGACACCGCUCUGCUGCCGGGGCGCUCCGCACCGCCGCCGUCGAUGCGUCUGCGGCUCGUCAACGAGCACGUCCGGCCGCGGCUACACAAGCUAAAAAAGGUGCUGUUCAACUAUGCCAAGUUUGUCGGCCCGGGCUUCAUGAUUUCCGUCGCCUACAUCGACCCCGGCAACUACGCCACCGAUAUCGCAGCUGGCGCUUCGUACCAGUACAAGCUGCUCUUCAUAGUCCUACUCAGCAACCUCUUCGCGAUCCUGCUGCAGACGCUCGCCAUCCAGCUCGGCUCCGUCACCGGCAACGACCUCGCCUCGGCCUGCCGCGCCCACUGCCCGCGCUGGCUCAACUACCUGCUCUAUGCCCUCGCCGAAAUCGCCAUCAUCGCCACCGACCUCGCCGAGGUGAUUGGCACCGCCAUUGCCCUGAACCUGCUCAUCCCCCGCCUGCCCCUCGUCGCCGGCGUCGCCCUCUCCAUUGUCGACGUCAUGUUCAUCCUCAUCUUUUACCGCCCCGACGGCGCCAUGAAGGGCCUGCGCCUCUUUGAGCUGUUUGUCUGCCUGCUCGUCCUUGGCGUCGUCGUCUGCUUCGGCAUCCAGCUCUCGCUGAUCAAGGGAUCGAGCGUCGCCGACGUCUUUCGCGGCUUCGUGCCCUCCAAGGAGCUCGUUGAGCCGCAGGCGCUGUACCAGGCGUGCGGCAUCCUCGGCGCCACCGUCAUGCCGCACAGCCUGUUCCUCGGGUCCGGCAUCGUCCAGCCGCGCCUCCGCGAGUACGACAUGCAAAAGGGCCUUAUCCCCGCCGAGCCCGACGCGUCCACCAGCGAGGACGGCUACGAGAGCAAGAUUGUCUACGUGCCCUCGCAGGCCGCCAUCAAGCACUGCCUCACCUACUCCAUCGUCGAGCUCAGCACCUCGCUCUUUACCUUUGCGCUCUUUGUCAACUCGGCUAUUCUCAUCGUCGCCGGCGCCUCGCUCUACAAGAACCCCGAGGCCCUCGACGCCGACAUCUUUGGCAUCCACGACCUGCUCUCCAAGAGCAUCUCGCCCGCCGUCGGCACCAUCUUCGCCCUGGCCCUGCUGCUCUCCGGCAUCUCCGCCGGCAUCGUCUGCACUAUUGCCGGCCAGAUGGUCUCCGAGGGCGCGCUGCGGUGGAAGGUGAAGCCCUGGGUGCGUCGGCUCAUUACGCGGUCCAUCAGCGUCGCGCCCUCGCUCGUCAUUGCCGGCGCCAUUGGCCGCGAGGGCCUCAACACGGCCCUCACCGCCUCCCAAGUCAUUCUUAGCACGGUCCUGCCCUUUACUACCCUCCCGCUCAUCUACUUUACCAGCCGCAGCCGCUACAUGACGGUGCGGCCCGGCAUGGCGCGCUACCAGGUCGAGGACGAGACGGUCAGUGUCGUCGACGACGACACCCCGGGGAUCGACAUGUCCAACCCGUGGUGGCUCAUUAUUCUUGGAAGCCUCGUGUGGCUGGUCAUGGCCGUCAUGAACGUGGCGAAUCUUGUCCUUCUUGGUCUCGGCAAAGCUGGUUGA